CAGUGAACGUUAUUUUUGCAAAAUGUCCGGUGAUCAAGCGAGCGACCCCGCCGUGGACAAUUUGCGAAAUUACCUGAGGAUCCGUAGCGUACAUCCCAACGUUAAUUACGAUGAAUGUAUUGAAUACCUCAAGAACCAAGCCAAGAGUCUGGACCUCCCGGUGCAGGUAUUUGAAUGUGUGCCCAAGAAGCCGAUCCUGGUGAUGACCUGGAAUGGAGAGCAACCCUCGCUGCCCAGCGUCAUGUUAAAUUCUCACAUGGACGUCGUUCCAGUGUUUGAGGUAUGUUUAUAACGUCAGUAACUAGCGGCGA
This is a messenger RNA of Manduca sexta (tobacco hornworm), 311 nucleotides long. RefSeq names its product aminoacylase-1-like. NCBI's taxonomy places the organism in Eukaryota, Metazoa, Arthropoda, Insecta, Lepidoptera, Sphingidae. The coding region runs from base 23 to 292 and encodes 89 amino acids. Gene Ontology annotation, molecular function: aminoacylase activity. The record is from RefSeq and is a predicted model, not a curated record. The transcript is spliced from 2 exons.